CCAGCGAAGACCGUCCCCGCCUCGGCAAUGUUUACCAACACGGCCCGCAUCCUUUAAUAAGAGAAAAAUUAUAUAAAAAGAAAAAAGAAAAGAACGAGUGAGAGGUGAGAGGAAGGAGGAGGUGAGACUGGCCUGGAGGACUGCAAGAGGAGGAGGAGGAGGAAGAAAAUAAACUAUACUUCUUAAUUUUCAUCUUCUUUCUCUAGUCUAAGGUAACCCAAAGCCGGGACCCCAGUGCUACACGAGUGCGCAUCCCCUUUUAUCUACGCUUGAUACAUUGCGACACAGGAGAAACACCCUUGAGAACCCUUGUGGUGAUGGCGGUGAUGCUGGCGGCGGUGCGCUUAGGGGCCACACGACACGGGAGGAGCUACAGCAGAAUAGUCACACUACUGCGAGACAAGCCCUUGCAGAGACGUGUGGAAGUGAAUGGGUGGGUGAAGGCAGUGCGGCGGCAGAAGGAACGCACCUUUGUGGAUCUCGACGAUGGAUCCUGUGUCAAGAACCUGCAGGUGGUUGUCCCCUCCACCCAGCGACCCCCAGGGCUGACCUUCCACGCUGCAGUAAGGGCCCAGGGAGAGCUACGGCCCUCCCCCACCCAGCGCAGGAGGUGGAGCUGUGGGCGGACCAGAUGGAGGUCAUCAGGUGUGGAAGACAAGACAUACCCGUUCAAGCCGCGCCACACACACCCGCCAGACCACCUGAGGGAAUGCCCACACCUGCGGCCGAGGGACAGUACCUUCGCUGCCAUGCUCAGGGUCAGAUCGCAGGCUAAGCUCUCUAUACAGCAAUAUUUUGAUCGCCACGGCUUCACCUGCAUUGACACACCUGUUCUCACCGCUAACGACUGUGAGGGAGGUGGGGAGGUCUUCAGCAUACAGGCAACCCCAGGAUCCCAGAAUCCCAGCAGAGGUCAGGUCAUCCAUUUUUUUGGUCACCCCACCCACCUCACUGUGUCUGGCCAGCUCCACCUUGAGGCCGCAGCAAGCUGCCUCUCCAAGGUCUACUGUUUCAACCCAGCCUUCCGAGCAGAAAAUUCGUUAACAAGGCGUCACUUGGCCGAAUUCUGGAUGGUGGAGGCGGAGGAGGCCUUCCUGGGGGAGGAGGGGCUGGAGGGAGUGGCAGAGAGGGUGGAGGGGCUGGUGAAGGACUGCGUGGAGGAGGUCGUGGAGAAGAGACAAGAGGAGGUGGCUCUGCAUUGGAGGAGCUGUGAGGGAAGGGAGGCAUUAAUCCACCAAGCCCUUUGCCAACCCUUCAUCCACAUCACCCACAAAGAGGCAGUGGACACCCUCAUCCGCCACGCCCCCCACCUGUCCGUGCCGCCCCCCGCCCCCCACGAAGACCUGCGGAGGGAGCAUGAAGCCUUCCUGACCUCCCACGCCGGCCAGCGACCCGUUCUUGUGACCCACUGGCCCCAAGAGGUGAAGCCGUUUUAUAUGGCAACAGUGGAGGGCAGGCCGGAUGUGGCACUGGCACUAGACUUACUUCUGCCAGAGGUGGGUGAAACUGCUGGCGGAGGGGUGAGGGAGCCUUCCACGGACGUCCUCCUUCAGCGCCUUCCCCAGGACACUCAGAAGGGCCUGCAGUGGUACCUGGAGAUGAGGGGGCUGGGUGGUGCUCCUCCUACAGCUGGGUUCGGCCUGGGAUUCGAGAGACUGGUUCAAUUUAUAUUAGGGGUUAAGAACAUAAAAGAUGUGGUGUUGUUUCCGAGAUGGGCUAAACAUUGCCUUGGUUAGGGGAGGGUAGGGGAG
Scylla paramamosain (green mud crab) is the source of this 1751-nucleotide messenger RNA. RefSeq names its product asparaginyl-tRNA synthetase-like (gene AsnRS-m). Gene Ontology annotation, molecular function: ATP binding; asparagine-tRNA ligase activity. Gene Ontology annotation, cellular component: mitochondrion. The record is from RefSeq and is a predicted model, not a curated record. Gene Ontology annotation, biological process: asparaginyl-tRNA aminoacylation. NCBI's taxonomy places the organism in Eukaryota, Metazoa, Arthropoda, Malacostraca, Decapoda, Portunidae.